AUGAUGGGGAAGCAAGAAUCGAUACCCGGUAAACAAUACGAAGGAACACAAGGAGCAAGUAAUUCUCAUUCAAGCACUAACCUAGAGAGAGAUAUGGCACUUAGUACUAAAACAAAUCAGGUUAAGAUUAAGUCAGAUUGUGAUGCUUUUCACCAGUUAUGGAAGGCAAACCCCAACCAAGUUCCCACCUUGACACCGACUUACAUCCAAAACUGCCAAGUCCAUGAAGGUGAAGUUGGAAACCUGGGCUGUUGUCUCGUCUGGAACUAUUUUCAUGAUGGAAAAGACCGUGUUGGAAAAACAAUAACCACGGAUUUCAACGAGGGAAAAAAGUCGGUCACAUUUAAGGUUGUUGAAGGUGAUCUCAUGGAUUUAUAUAAGACCUUUGUUAUACAUAUUCAAGUAGACAAAGAUGGUUCAGACAACAUUGUCACAUGGACUGUUGAGUAUGAGAAGUUGAACCCAAAUGUUCCUGAUCCCGAUACGCUGAUGGAAUUCUACGAGAAGGUUACCAGAGACAUAGAGGCUUGCCAACUCCCGAAUUAAAUAAAUCAAAAUCUAAUGCCAUAUCAAUACAGGCGACAAUAAAGGAUUUUCUUUGUAUCGGAUGUUGCACUACGUUGUUAUCUUAUGUUUUACGUGCCUGGUAUAUGUAAUAAAUGGUAUUGUCAUAAUAAACGUAGUUUGAUAUACUAAAUUUUAAUUAUGUGACAAACUACUAAAGUCUAUAGGUGAAAAAAUUAGAAAAAAUUUUUUAAUUCUAAAAAAUAAAUUGCUUUUUAAAUAUUUAGGUCGCUGUUUUUUGAUAUGUUCUGAAUCUUAAAAGAGGUCAGCAAAAAUUGUAAAUGCAUCAAAUAAACAUUUUAUGAGUGGUUUUAUUAUUCAAUGCAUCAACUUCGGCAGUAACCACCACUAGUACAAAAUUGGCUUUUGUUAGCGUAAAAAACCA
Messenger RNA from Lactuca saligna, 949 nucleotides. The record is from the annotation of a GenBank genome assembly. Lineage: Eukaryota; Viridiplantae; Streptophyta; Magnoliopsida; Asterales; Asteraceae.